AUCCACCUCUUAUCAACAGAGAUAACGUAAAGGAAAUGAAACAUUAGUCAAACCCUCAUCACCUCGUUCUCACCUUGUUGGAGAUAAGUUAACAAACCCUCUACACGGGGGAAUGAUAAAGCUAUCACUCAAAGCAAUUUUCAAGGUUAACAAAACAAGACGACAUAACAAAAAACAGAGAACAGAUAAUGUGCGUUAAACUUCGAAAAGUUUGUUAUUACACAAUGGAUCACCCACAUUGUUGAAGAGGGUUGGAAUGCUAAACAAAGUCAAUAGCAAUCGAGUGGAAGCAUGCUUGGUUCCAAGUCGAGUCAUUUUUUUCUGCCAAAGGUUCAGUUUCGAGUUGUGUUUACCUAAGAGUUUAGCAACGGUGAAAGAAGCACUCGAGGUAGCUCACCAUGAUGAGGGAAAGUUGCUUUAUUGAAUUGCGUGGUAGUGUCACUGGCCAUUGAGACUUACAACAUGCUAGUAAAACAGCGUGACAUCGUAAAAAAGCCCCUCGACCUAGACGUAGACUACUAAAGAUAACAUAAGCUGUAAUUGGUUGGGAGGGACUUGGGAGGGACUUUAAACACUGCCUGCUCCUGGUGGGGCCUCGAUACAAACCGUGAGGUCAUUGUCUUUUUUGUGACUGGCACACACACUGGCAGGUCGGAAGUUCGCGCCUACAACAAUGUGUAAUCACAUCUCCGAUGGCACAGGCAUUAUUCAUUGGCGGGUAUUUAAUAACUAACUGUUAGGCGGAGAGACCUUGAACUUUGUUGGAGAAGAAGCCGUUUCUUCAGUCAAGUAGCUGUGAAUAAUUGAUUGCUAUCUUAUGUUGGAUUUAUUGAAUGAAACUAUUGAGAAGCCAGUAAUCUUUUCCCACGAGGCUCAAGUCUUGGAUUUGGCAUUCCAAAGGUGAGUGCGUUCCGCUUUCGUCGAUAUCUGACGAGGUGAGGUACUCGGUAAAUUAUAUAACGGAGCCAAUUUUUCCCCAAAGAGCAUAGGUUCAAUUUCCGGAAACUAUCAACACGCUGAGUUUAUCACUGAAUUAUCAGUUUCAUAUCUACUGUUUUACAAGUUUCGUUAGGACAGCAAAGUCGCGAGUGAAUCGGCACUAUUCAUAGGUCUCAUUGCACCAACUCAAAUGGAAACGGAAAGAUUUGAUAGAAUUUACAUUAGACCCACAAGGAACUUUUGGGUAUUUGGAGAGUUCUCUGGAUGAACAGUACAUAGCUCUGGGCUGUCCAGAACUCAAAGCAGUUGAAGAUUAAGGAAAACAAAAAUCACUAAACAGCCUUUGGUAGCGCUAAAAAUGCAUCUGUUUCAUACGAAUAUGAAAUAGGAAAUUCGGCGCAAACUAUAACGAUGUACUAUAUGCCUCUCUUUCGAGGAAGUUAAUGGAGGUAUUUAAAUACAGGAAAUUCUGUUUGUAAACAAACUCUUUGUUUAGGCUUCAAUUUACACGGGUUAUUGACGACAGACUUAGAGUUAUCAAAACAAUUUAGAAGCACUGUAGUCUUAUUUGCUGAGGUGCCCAUUGGCUUUCGUUAGACAGCGACCACCAUUAAUAUUCAAUUUGCAAUUCAUCCACCGGUCGAUGGAGUAUUAUUCGUGUUUUCAGUCGAAACAAUGGAUCGCCACGGUCUACCUGAUCUGUGUUUACUAUGACCGUGGUUUAAUAUUCAAAGACAUGGAGAUUUCGAAACGGCGUGACCCCCGAAUAAUUGACAUCAAUUUCUGAGAAAAAAACAAGAGAGAGCCUAUAGCGUAGUUUGUCUUUGUAGUAUAUUGGACAGAGUUCGCGAAGAUUGAAGGACAAUGCUGUAAAUGUAAAUAUGCCAGAACAAACACGUGGGUCUGACAAUUGACAAAUCUCUUUGAACUCCAACGUUAAGAAAACAUAGCCAAAAAGGGUUGCUAGGAUUUAUCGAUGCUGUCGUCACGAGAUUUUGGAUCAAUGCACUAUGGUAAAGAGGCUCAAUUUCAUCAGAUUCUAGGCAGGGGUCGUUUGUGAUUGAUGGGGUCGAAACAAGAGAAACUUUUCAUUACACAGCCUCGGGGAAUGCCAGAACGUUUUAAAAGCUCUAAGAAACGGAUGGAGUUUAACGGCGGCUGAUAAGCGAAGGUAAAGACAAAGUAACAUGUUGACUGACACUAUGAUGAUUUGCUUGUCUAAACAAACAAGCUUAACAGGCAUUAUUUUCAACAGUUUUGUCUACGAGAUCCCUGCGUGUGAGCGAGUCCGUACUCAACAGACAAGAUUAACUGACAUUUAAUUUGAACUUUCGAGAAACAUAGAUAACAGUGUCAACCGCAGUCCAUCGGUUAUUGGCGUCGAUAUAAAUGCUAUUAUUCAGCGGCUAUUUCGAGGUUUGCGCUCAUUAAUCGUUUAGCAAACACCUGAUCUUUACCUUGGUGUUAUUGAAAUAAUGAGGUCUUGCAAAGUCCAUGGAAUAAUGUUUCUGAAUCAAGCCCCUAAGUAACCAUAACAUUGGCAAUUGAGGAACCAAAACAAAGGAAAUACAUAAACAUUUCACAAGCUUCCUGUGAUCAAACGAAUCCGCCUAAAAGCCGAAAAUAGCACUCAAGGUCUUUUUCACCUCAUAGAGAGCGAUUUCUGCCAGUAGAUAAUGGUUCGGGAAUUUUAAAAGCGAGCUAAGAUUUCACGAAACCGUAUUCAAGUCCCACGCUUGUCACUUAAUUAUCACGUUCCCGCCAAGGGCAAAUCUGUCAACUCGGAGGGCUUGACAAACCAUAAAUGCAAUAAACGUUGCGAAUAUAUAAUCACUGUCCUGUAGUGAAAUUUAGAUUAGUUCAGUAAACACAAACAGCAGGUUAACAGAUAAACUUCCGCGGAGUUCUGUCAAUUCUUUUCAAGACCGGAUUGUGGGAAAAAAACCGGAGAAAAUAAGUUCACAAGAUGUGCUUUCGUAAGCGUAUGCAGAGCGGCGAUGUGUUGACUUAUCCGACUUAGCACGCAUUAAUACACUAACUUCUACUUCAAGCACAUUUCAAUUAAGUCCCACGCGAGACAAGACAACUGUUGUUUCAGAUGUAAAUAAUAGGGCAAUAAAUUGAAGCACGGCCAAUCAGAGUGUUCGUGCUUGGAAACAAUUAUGUCUAGCGAGGACAGUAGGAGCACAACCCGUGGAGAAAAUAUCAGAGCGACCCCAGUUACUUCUUCAAAAGCUUCCCGGUUCUUCUCAAGGUUAACUGACGGGAAUAAAUUGGUUUGAAUCGCCUUAGCUUCGGAAAAUUUUGCCGCAUCGAGAUAGGGCAAGAUAUUCUCCUAAGCUGAAAGCUGAAAGACAAGAAAAAGAACAGCCUCCAACACUUCAGAAUUAACUCUGUCAAAUACAAGAAAAAUGGCCUCGGCAAACCACGAGCAGCAACUCAGCAGCUACGAGCCGGAGCUGAAGAAGGAAGACGGUGGAUCAAGUCCAAUCGACAGCGAAAAAGCCGAAAGUAAGGAAGUCUCGUCGAAAGAUCCCAAUGUAAAGCCGCCGUACUCGUACGUCGCGCUGAUCGCGAUGGCGAUUCGAGAGUCUUCCGAAAAGCGGUUAACCCUCAAUGGAAUUUACCAGUACAUUAUCAGCAAGUUUCCGUUUUACGAGAAGAACAAGAAGGGAUGGCAAAAUUCCAUACGGCACAAUUUAUCACUCAACGAGUGCUUCAUUAAAGUGCCUCGAGAAGGCGGCGGUGAGAGAAAAGGUAACUACUGGACCUUAGAUCCAGCCUGCGAGGACAUGUUUGAGAAAGGAAACUACAGGCGCCGGCGCCGUAUGAAGAGGCCCUACCGUCAGCCCACAUUGCAGCACACAAACGGAAUGUUGACAGAUCCGCGCGCUGCAGCGUACGGAAACUUCAUCGCUCCAAAGUGGUCGGCAUAUAACCCAGUUCAGAGUGUACCUGCAGCAGGGGGAAACUGGCGAACUGCUCAACCUGCUGGCCCUCUUUCGUACCCGUGCAACCCGCAAUCGUCUAGAGUUCCACCAGGAUAUGCGGUUGCACCCUACAUGAACAUGGGAUCAACCGUUGGAGUCCCCGUCAGCUCAUACACAGGUACGCAGUAUUCUACACAAAUCCAGAACCCCGUGAAUAACCAGUGUGGGUACGGAGCCGUGGCAAUGCCCAGUGUAGGCUGUCGCAGACAAACUGAUCAUACAGCCGCAGUCCACGGCCACCACUUUACUAAUCCAUACUGGAAUCCACCAGACAAGCAUACCUUUGAUGCUCAACCACGUUCGUAGAAGAACGUGUGCGAGAGAUUAAUGACUGCAAAACGUUUCUACGACCUAGAGAUUUUAUUUAUAUGAAGCCACGUAAGAAUUACUCUUGGAUCCUAGUGGAGAAAGAAAAACUAAAUACAAAAAAAGAAAAGGGAUUAACAAAGUUUAGAUGUACACUCCAAAUAGAGAUUUCAUGUAAUAUUUGAGUAUUAUAUUUACUUUAAUCAUUAAAUCAGAAGCCCCCUUGAUAUGGUAUCUGGGCAUUCCAGCCAGGGCAACAGUUGACCUACAGACAAAUCGAAUUGUACCAAAUCAUAUAUUAUCUACAAUACAGAAGAGAGAGAAAAAAGAAGACAUGAUUUUUUUCUUCGAUUUAUCCUUAUUUCGCACGUAUUCGUAUGAUGAAAGUUCAUACAGUAAGGUAACGAGCUAGUAAAUGCAUUAGUUACACUUUAGUGAGUUGUUAUUAGCGUAGGCUUUCUAUUUCAGUGUCAGGCGUCAAACGCCAUCUCUUUACCGCGGAGAGAAUUUCAUUUCAUAUCUGCGAUUUGCAGAACACUUUCAACUAAAAGGAUUUUGUCGAUCUAUUCCUUCCAUUUUAGAAUUAUGAGAGAGUACCUCUAGCAUUUGUUGACUUUAAUUUUGAAUAAUUCUACGAACGGGCGAUAACUUGUCAGUUGUACAGGAGCCGUUUCAAACGUUCAAAGAAAUACGGAAGAAAAUGAAUUUUGUGACAAUAAUUUAUUUGCUAAGGCGGCGGUGUCACUGUCUUUUCUACGCCUUCAAUGCAAAUAAACUCUUAACCAGGAUA
Molecule: messenger RNA, 5025 nt
Organism: Orbicella faveolata
Lineage: Eukaryota; Metazoa; Cnidaria; Anthozoa; Scleractinia; Merulinidae
Product: forkhead box protein L2-like
Biological process (GO): anatomical structure morphogenesis; cell differentiation; regulation of transcription by RNA polymerase II
Molecular function (GO): DNA-binding transcription factor activity, RNA polymerase II-specific; RNA polymerase II cis-regulatory region sequence-specific DNA binding
Source: RefSeq, a predicted model, not a curated record